AUGUUCUCAAACUCCUCCUCAUCACCAUUCUUCGGACAUGGGUUGUAUGAUGGAGGCCAAUACGGCAUGAUCAGUGCUCGCACUCAGCCGUUUCAAAGAGAGCUGGAGGAGGCGAGAAUGGAGAACACUAGGUUGAAUAGACUCUUGCAGGAGUGUGAACAGGAAAUGGUCCAAAUGAACAACCAAAGACUGCGAGAACUAGAAGACAUGAAACUGAGGCAUGGUAUCGAGAUAAGGGAACUGGCUCAGGAGAAGGAUACACUUCUGGCGCAAAUCGAGGCCACUCGCCGAACCAAUGAUGAUGAUGGCAAACACCUUCGAAUGGAAAUACGGGAACGGCAAGAAGAGAUAGACAGACUGCAAGCAGAAAUGCAAGAGCUCGUUGAUGAGAACACUCUCUUGAGGGCCAAAACCGAUGAGAAUAACAGUCUGGGUGCAGCCAAGAGUAAGGUCAGCUCCCGGUACUCUGAAGAUGACCUCGUGAGAGUGGAGGAGUUGGAGGCAGCGCUGGAAGGAGCACGAGAGGAGAUACUCAAUUUACGUGAAAAGAAUGAGAUGCUUGAGGAUGUCCUCGAAGAGAAGAACGUACAGAUCGUUGCCCUCACUAAAUUCGAACGAGAAGUGGACGCCCAGAUAAGGCAGCAUUUGGCUGAGCGUGAUGAGAAGUUAUCCGAGUUAGAACUCCAUAACACUAUGCUAUGUGGGAAGCUAGCUGUACUCGAGGAGGAGAGACAUGCUGGCGGGGCCACCAAUGAACUGAAGAUGCUCUUGAGGGAGCGUGAGAUGGAAAUUGAAGCACUAGAUACUCAUGCUGCAAUCAAAGGCUUACAGACGGAGCUGCAGAACAGAGAUGAUGAACUUAUUCGUCUGCAAAGGAAGGCACUUGGCGACGUGGACGAAUUCGCAAGGGGUUUCUCAUCACCUGAUGCCCUCAAGAAGAUAGACGAGCUUGAGAGGUCCCUGCGUGAGAAGGAAAGAAACCUCACAGCAUCGCGUGUCGAGCUGAGUACAUAUUUGUCUGAAGUUGAGGACAUAUUGCAAGAGAAUCGCUAUUUACGCCAAGUCGCGGAAGUCCCUCUGGACAAGCUUAUUGAUUUGACUGAUAUGAAGAUCGCUGAGCGUUUGAGCUGCUCUCGGGCGAUUGCACAACUUAGGGUACUCGAACAGAGAGAACUUGAAUGGGAUCAUGAGAGGGUUAAGCUACGCAGGAAAAUACUUGAGCUCUCACAGAUGGUCGCAGAGAAAGGUGUUAUGUGCCAUGGCUUAGACGCUGAUAAGCUCAUCUAUCUACAGGAAUUCGCGAAGUCCCUCCGUGAAGGGUCCAUUCUCCCACCGCGGGAUGACUCCCAUCCUAUUGACCACAGUAUGCUCUAUGAAGAAGAGAUUAGUAAAUUGAAGUCUGAGGUGUUGAGGCUUCAACAGCGCCUGGCUCGCUGUGAUGAAGUUCCUAAGCUCACUACAGAAGCCAAAGAAUGGAAUCCAUCUGCUAUUGACUCAAUCUCGGCCGCUGUGGGUUAA
Messenger RNA from Perkinsus marinus ATCC 50983, 1518 nucleotides. RefSeq lists its product as hypothetical. The record is from RefSeq and is a predicted model, not a curated record. The transcript is spliced from 15 exons. The coding region runs from base 1 to 1518 and encodes 505 amino acids. Lineage: Eukaryota; Perkinsozoa; Perkinsida; Perkinsidae.